AUGUACUCGGCGUCAAAAAAAGCAUCGCUCGAACAUCGACUUCGAGGCAAUGAGGCUAUGAGUAAUGGUGAUUUUAAAACCGCGCUUGAGGAAUACAAUAAGGGAAUUCCGCUUAACCCUGAUGACGGAAUUUUAUGGAGUAAUCGAUCAUUGGCGUAUCUCAAACUCGGGCAUCCAGAACUUGCUUUAGUAGAUACAAAUCGCGCAAGCAUAAUUCUGAUUGAUCCGGUCUUAGGUUUAAGAAAACUUGAACUUGUUCAAAAAGAUGAAUCUAUUUCACCAAUUAAUAAGCUCAAGCAAGUUGGUUUUAAAAACUUACUUCGUAAUGCCCAAGCGUAUUCCGAUCUCGAACUUUUUAUUGAUGCCAUUAAAAGCUGUCAAGAGUUAAUGAAACUAAAAAAUUCCUUCACUGCAAAAAAUGUACCUUUCAAUUGGAUUGAAGUGGAAAGAUUACUUCAACAUUGUCAAAAGAGAUAUAAUGAAUACGUAUCUGAAGGAGAUUUUAAAGAUUUUGUUCAACAUUAUGGAAUUUCUUCAUUCAAAGGCGAAUAUCCUUGGCAAUCAAGAAAAACAGAUCGUUUUUCUGAAGAGAAUUUUCGAUACUUAAAGGAUAGAAUCUCAGAGAUUUCAGCUUCAAAAGUCAAAUUGGUCAAGGUAAACUUGGGACAAAGCUCUGUUUCUGAUACCAUUGAAAUACAAUAUGGCAUAGAAGCUCAAGAAAAAAUUUCAUCGCACGAGCUUAUAUUCAAGGAAACACCGUUUAUCACUGUUUAUAGCAGAAUAGUAGAGCGUUGUGACAAUUGUAGCACGAAAAUCACCACACAAAGCAAAUUUAAAUGCCCAAAUUCAAGUUGCAAAGAAGUGUAUUGCAAUAUUCGUUGUUACCAACAAGCGCUUGAGCUAUUUCAUAACCAACUUUGUGGAAAAGAUAUAACUGGUAUUUUAACUGUUGUUCAAAAGGGAAAAUCAACCGCAUCACUCAACAAUCUAUUUCUCAUCAAACUCUUCGCUAUUGCAAAACAACGCGAUAUCUCUCCAUUGGACAUCAAAGAGAUCAGACAUAUGACUAGCAGCCAACAGACGAAGCAUCGAUUUCCUAAAAUAUCUGUGCAUCUUUACGAAGAUGUGAUGAGAAUUUUAGAAAUUCCAAUAGGCGAUCUUCGAUUCGAUUUCUGGGUAUUCAAUUGCUGUCUCUUUAUGCUGUCAAUGAAUGUAUUUGGUGAAAGAAAUGGAGCCAUACCGGACAAAGCAUAUUUAUUUUCUUUAUUAGCUCUUAUCAAUCAUCAAUGUGAUCCCAAUGCUAGCACGAUCGGCGAGAUCGGUAAUCAAUUAAUUUCUGAAAAAGUUAUUCAAAAAGGAGAAGCAAUUACCAUAAAUUAUGAUCCGAGGAUAAGUAGCAGAGAACGGGCUGCUUCUUUGUAUUAUUUCUUUGGAAUAAAUUGCAAAUGCCCAAAAUGUCGCACUUUUUCGGGUUCUUUUAGUAAGAUAGCCUAG
This is a messenger RNA of Ambispora gerdemannii, 1494 nucleotides long. The record is from the annotation of a GenBank genome assembly. NCBI's taxonomy places the organism in Eukaryota, Fungi, Glomeromycota, Glomeromycetes, Archaeosporales, Ambisporaceae.